UAUUUCAACCACGUAUCCACUCCACAAUGUCAUCUAGAGCAUUAUUCAGAACAUACAGCACCAGUGCCUCUCACCACCCCUUAUCAGUUGUCCUUUGCGGCCGAAAUCAAAAAGUCAGCUCCUCUGUCACCGCAGCAUUGCGACCGGAAUACGAAGUAAUCCAGUCAAUAAUGAGCCCAGAAAUCGGAAAGACUGAGUUACCCAGUCUUCUGCGUGGUACUGCGCCUCCUGCUGCGAUUAUUGUUGGCGGGGGCUAUACGCAGGACGAUCUGGAUUCUAUGCGUGCUGCGUGUAAAGGUCUGAGGCCUACUGCUUGGCUGAAGGUUGAGCAGAGAUAUGCGCCUGGCUCUUCUUCGGGUCAUUUGCCGGCGUUUAAAGACUAUGGUGUGGAGGUUGCUGGGAGAGUGAGGGCGUGCUUGGAUGGAUUGGUUGAGAGAGGGGAUUUGGAUAGAGAUCAGGUUCAGAUUGUCUAGUAACAGGUAUAUUUAUAUCGGCGAUACAAAUAAUAUUGUUUUAUAAUAUCAGUUUGGUCAUUGAUCACUCGACCAGUCGAAGGUCAACAAGUCCGUCAUCAUUGAAUCGGCACUCGG
Messenger RNA from Aspergillus wentii DTO 134E9, 590 nucleotides. RefSeq lists its product as uncharacterized. Lineage: Eukaryota; Fungi; Ascomycota; Eurotiomycetes; Eurotiales; Aspergillaceae. The transcript is spliced from 2 exons. Bases 27 to 473 code for a protein of 148 amino acids. The record is from RefSeq and is a predicted model, not a curated record.